Molecule: messenger RNA, 9172 nt
Organism: Colossoma macropomum (tambaqui)
Lineage: Eukaryota; Metazoa; Chordata; Actinopteri; Characiformes; Serrasalmidae
Gene: shroom2a
Product: shroom family member 2a
Exons: 12
Coding region: 1505-6325 (1606 amino acids)
Biological process (GO): actin filament organization
Cellular component (GO): adherens junction; apical plasma membrane; cortical actin cytoskeleton
Molecular function (GO): actin filament binding
Source: RefSeq, a predicted model, not a curated record
AUAUGUGCCUAUGAAAUCCAGUGUUCACUAUAACGGAGAAGUUGGUCUUUCAAAGCAGUAAAUUCCAAUCUUUAUCAGUUAUUCUUUGCACUUUGGCUCUGUCAUUUGUGAAUUUUUUUUUUUGUGAUUUUGUGAAAAAUUGUGGCUAUAGAUGCACUACAGGGUAUCAUUUUUGGCUGAAAUGUUUUGGUGGCUGAACUUUUGGUGCAUGUCUUUUAAAAAUAGCUUAUGUUCUAGCUCAGUAUAAAGAAAAGGUGGGAUUGUGUCGCAUGUAGUUUUAGAGUAAUAUAUAUUAUUAUAAUAUGUUCAAAUCGAAGUACCAAACCCAAAUGGAGUGUUUUAAGCUUCACUAAACUGCUGAACUGUGUAUGAUUGCGUGAGAAAGAUGUUUUUUUCAGUAAAGGAAUAUUCGUCAGACUGUCCCUGUCUGAUUUUAAAGGUGCCACAGAAUGCAUUUAUUCAGCAUUUAAAAUUGUCCUCUGAUGCCUACGUAGAAGGCCUGUGACUUUGGCCGGGGUAAAUGCUCAGAUGAGGUUUUACACGCCCAUUUACAGCCAUAUUAUUUGGCCCUAGAGUGAAACAAGCUGUUUUCCCUUUUUUGGUGGGCUCAUGAAUAAUCUGAUUUGCUGAUUUACAGUGAGGCACCAUUAUGGCUCACACAGAAUCAACGUGUCGACAUAAAUGAAUCUGUGUAAAUAAGGUCGUCAGCCUAUUUAGUUAGCUACACUAGUUGCUUGGAGCUAGCUGUAGCUAACGUUACCUAUACUAGCUACUUUCAGUCUUGACGACAACAACACAAAGUAAAUAAAAGUUGUUAGUGUGGUCACAAUGAAAAGUUUAAUUUAAGCUGAUCUGGCUUCAACUGCCAAAAAGUGGAUAAAAAUGACACAUACUGGCUGCUGCUUACAGGUUGCAGUUGGGGUUGUGAAGCUAAUGAAGUUGAAAUUGCCCCUCUCUUCGGUCUAUUCAAGGUCAAAUGCUGAGUGAAGCUUUCUAAAUAUUGUCUAAGGUUUGAGAAAGUCAAAGAAUCCAGAGUGAAAUGUGCAGAGCAAACUAACAACUUUAAUUCAAAACUUUUCCAGGAUCUUGUUAAAGGUGUGGGAGCUGAAGUUAGCUUCCUAAUCCGCUCCACCUUAAAUAGUGCCGCAUCACAUUCUGGAGCCUCUACAAGCUGCAGCUUUCAAGGUGGACUUGAACAUUUGAUUGAGAAGCCAACUUCAGCCUCAGUCUAAGAUUUACCAUGCCUGUUGACCUUAGUUAGGCCUUCAGAUAAAAAGUUGUACGUUUCUUGGAAAGGGUAUAAAAAGUGCUGACAUCACCUUCACAGCCUGGAACGAUAGAUAGUCUACCAUUUUCUGCUGUUGCUUCGUUGUUGUUAUAUGUAAAUUAUGGGGGUGUAAAUUCAAGACUGUUAGGUACCAGAUGAGGAUUUUUGGAAUUUACCACCCUCUUUUCCAAAUGCAGGAUUUGUGUUUGAAGGAGGAGACAACAGUGUUUCAGAUUCAUGGUGGAAGAAGGCAGUAAGGCUGCUGCUGUGAGACUUCAGGCAGGAGACGAGCUUAUAAACAUCAAUGACAUUUCCCUCAGCGGCUACAGGCAGGAGGCUAUCUGCCUAGUGAAGGGCUCCCACAAGACACUCACUCUGGUGGUGAAACGGAGAAACGAAUCGAUGAGUAGGCCUCACUCCUGGCACUCCACCAAAUUCAACGAGAGCCAAUCAGAAACUGGAAAAACACAGCCCACGCCCUCACCAGUCUGGCAAACAAGAUACGAUGCAAGUUCAUUAUCCUCUGACCUCACCACUGGCUGGGACCAGACAAAUCUGCGCAGAGUGUCAGAUCAGUUCAGUUCCUUGGGCAGUAUGGACAGCUUAGAGCAUGGCUCUCACCCCUAUCCACCUGGCCGCCUCUCUCCAAGCAAGUCUAAUGCCAACAGCAUUGAACAUUUAGGAGGUGGAAAACGAGACUCUGCUUAUAGUUCCUUUUCAACUAGCUCAGGGACCCCAGAUUAUACGCUGUCCAAAAGCAACGCAGCUUCAACUGAGAAUAUGUUGUAUAAAAUAAGCCAGUGGGACUCAGGAAGCAGGCCUAGCAACGGCAGGCACAGUCAAAACCUAAAUGAGGGGGUGCAGCAGGAUGAUAGGAUUGGAUACCUACAGCUUCCUUCCGGGACCAAUGACAGAGAAAGUCCUAAAACAGUGGAGCAGCCAGGCUACCGCCAUUCUGGUUCUGGAAAGGCAAGCAGCGGACCUGUUUGGCAUAUUCCAGACAUGAAGAAGACUAUGGCCCCUUCACCUCCACCGCCUACACCACCAACACGCAGGGAUAGUUUUGCUGCUACCAAGGUUCAUGAAAAGGGUCUGGUUCCUAGCUACCCUGAGGGCCCUGGUGUUCAUGUUCAGUCAAAGAUUCAUGUGAAAGGAGUAGACAGAGUAUCAGAGGUCUCUGACUGUACUCAAAGGAUUUACCAAGCCAGCGAAUCAGCCCUUGAAAGUUGUCAAAACUACAACCCUCCAACCAAAGGCGAAACAGUUAAUUCAUACAUAGCAGCUGAGAGCUAUAAUCAAGAAGCUCAUCAUCUAAACUCAAACAAGACAUACUCGCUGUCCACCACCGAUGUCAGAGCAGGCCAUUCAUCCUACGCCCACUUGCCAUACCAUCAACGGCAGUACAGUGAUGAAAGCACUUUCCAUGCACCGUCCAGGAUGUCCUCUAAGCCUCAGAACAUAAGUAGUUGCUACAGCAGCAUGCAGGAGUUACCUACCAACAGCCACACACUGCACUAUAGCCAGAAUCAGGUUAGGAAGCCUGUUGCAUCACUGUCCAGUACCACCAUUGACCAAAACACUGACAUCCACAGUACCAGCAGAUAUUACUGUGUCACAUCUCGACAACACCCUCCUGGGUUGUCCCAAGCCUCACUAGUGAGAGUGGAGGACUGGAAGGCUAAUUCUGUUAUAGAUGUGUCCCAUAGUGGAGAUGACAGAAGCUCUCAAGGAUUGCAGAAAGACAGGUAUACACCUCAAGUACCACUUCACCUUUCAAACACCAAAGACAGCAAUGGGUAUUACAGGCAGGUUGACAGCCAGCAUCGUACAUACACAGCAGUCAAUACCCCUUUGCUUGAUGAUGCACCAGUAAAAGCUUCAGAGGUCAGAGGAAGCCAGAAACAAAGUGUUGUGACAAACUCAGACACUCAUUUUAUCAGUUAUCCCCCUAAUGAGGAAUCUGAGCAGGGAAGAAUUGCUGCACCUCUCCAGUUGAGAGAGUCCUCCCAAGAACAUUUACUGUCUAAAAGUGGUGCACAUGUGUGUCCCCAAAACACCCCUUUGUUACAUUCUCUGUCCCAAGAGAGCAGCAGAUUGAAUGAGAACAAAGAGGAGAUGGAAAGUGAAAAUUCACAGCAGGAAUCAGUUGAUCCCCAGACCAGUAAGCAAGUGCGACGUAGUGACCGAUUUGCCACCACUUUGAGAAAUGAGAUACAAAUGAGGAGAGCUCAGCUUCAAAAAAGUCGAAGUGCAGCAGCCUUGAGUGGUUCAUUGGAGACUGAAGAAGAGCCUUCUUUCUGGAAGUCCACAGAAAACUCUGCUUCUUCGUCUGAUGGUUCCUUCACCAGCACUUAUAAGGAUCAUCUGAAGGAGGCCCAGGCACGGGUCCUUAAAGCUACUUCGUUCAGGAGGAGAGACUUGGAGCCAGUGCUGCUGGAGCACCCAGGAUCUGAAGAUCUACCCUCUGUUUGGAAGGAUACGCCAUCCAUGCCAAGUGUUUCCGAGGUCCCAUUGAGCAAAGCUACUUCAGGGGGUAACCAGGUGACCCGCAUAUGUGGCCGAAAGCGGUUUCCAGUAGAAAAGAAAGUACGGUCAUUGUCUGAGCCCGAUAAAAUUAAUGAGAUGGGUGUUGAUGAGGAGCCAGCACCUCUAGAUAAUACUGUGUCUUUAGUUGGCAGGCGUAAAUUUUUUGAGGCAAAAGGAAAACCUGCAUACCAAAAGCCUUUACCAAAGCAAAAUCAACAAAUAUCUGAUGAUCCAAGGUUGGCCAAGCCUGAAGGGAAGCCUCAGCCUGCACAAAGUGAUACAACCACAGGAGAUAGUAAUGCUAAAGCAACAGCUGCUGAGAACAGCCCUAAAGAAGGCCAGGAUGGUCCUACUGCAUUGCAUAGACUGGGCACUUUUGCAGAAUAUGAAGCCACAUGGAAAACACAGAGAAAAGUGGUGGAACCAAGGACGUCUGGAAGGUACCACUCAGCUGAUAACAUCCUUGAUCAAGCGGUGGAGCAACGGAGUAAGCCUGCCUGUUUUCACGAAAGGUCACGGUCCUCUCCUUCUGAUGACUUCUAUGGUCAGAACAUCCAAAUACAGGGAAGGAAGUCAGCUGAAUACCCUUCAUCUGAAAGAAAACUCUCUGAUCAUGACAACUCUAGCCCCAGGUUAAAUGAAAGAGGAUACAGUGAUUUAGUAUCUAAGAAUCUAGAACCUCCACCAUCACUUUCAAUUAGAGGAGACCUGGAGAAAAACCUCUGCUCAGACCCUCUACCAGCCCAUCAUAAAUCUCUUCCCAACUCUGCUUGCCCUUCUCUCUAUUUCCCUGACCACAGCAUCCUCCCUGAAACCUCCUCCUUCACCAAAAGCAAGGGCUCGAUUUCUCCGAGACCUCCCCUGCCCCGCCUGGACAAGUACAAAUACCCUGAGACCACGCCUCCUCUCUCCAGCUCUCAGGGCAAAGCCACAACUUCGCAUUCUCCUGUUAGAGAUACCACCUCCGCCCCUGUUCCCACCCAGAUUUUCUGGAAGGACCCAGAUUAUAGCAAGGGUCCGAAAAGCGAGGAGGAGCAACAAUCAGAUAUCACACCUCCUGUCCCUCCUACCCCUGCUGCUCCGCCUGUCCACCAAGCCUCUGGCCUGACCCAGCCCACCAUGGAGGGACAGCGCUCCCCCUCGCCACAGUUUGCUCCCCAGAGACUGACUGACAAACCUCCGGUGUCUGUCUCCCUGCAGGAUGAAGCCUCUGGAAGGAUGGACAGGGUGACUGACGACAACACCACAGUGAAAAAGGUGCCCAUCAAGAUAGUCCACUCCGAAAGUAACACAGAGAAAGAAAGUCGACAGUAUCUUCACCCAAGCAGUGAGACCCCACCCAGCCCACAGGGGUCCACAGUCUCAUCUCUCUCCUGCUUGGCAACCCCGAAGCAGUCCUCCUCUCCAUUCUGCACAUAUACACGGCAAAAGGACCAGGAGGCAGAAGUCCGAGACACCAUGGGCAAUCAGAAGGAGCAAGAACCUUACGCCGAUGUCACAGGGCCCCUGGAGCAGCAUGGCCAGCUGAAAGACUCCAGUGUGAAUCAGAGCAGUAAUGGGGUCUCUUCGGUUAACCUCGGAUCCUCCUCCUCCCACGCUGAGGAGGAUGAGAAGAGAGAGGUGUUGGCUAGGGACAUCAUCGACAAAGAUAAGUCUCUGGCUGAUAUUUUGGACCAGAGUAAAAUGAGGACUACCAUGGACCUAAUGGAAGGGAUUUUUCCCCAAGAAGAGCAACUGAUGGAGGAGGCUCACCAACGAAGGAGGGUUGCACCUAACCAGGCCUCAUCACGCAACUCUGAGGACAGAAGGGAGGAGGAUAGCAUGGCGGCAGUAGCAGCUUUGGUGACAAGCUCAGCUUAUUAUAGCACGUCUGCUCCCAAAGCUGAGCUAUUGAUCAAGAUGAAGGACAUGCAAGAGCAGAGCGUAGAGCUUGACUCGGAAGAGGAGCUGGAAGAGGACAACGACAGUGACCUUGCAAACAAGAAGCAUGAGCUGAUUGACAGCCUGAGCAAGAAGCUGCAGGUGCUGCGGGAGGCUCGAGAGAGUCUGCAGGAGGACAUGCAGGACAACAACGCCCUGGGGGAAGAGGUGGAGGCCACCGUGCAGGCUGUGUGCAAACCAAAUGAGCUGGAGAAGUUCCGCAUGUUCGUGGGGGACCUGGACAAAGUGGUCAGUCUGCUGCUGUCUCUGUCUGGGCGUCUGGCCCGAGUGGAGAAUGCUCUCAACAGCCUGGAGGAGGAUGCGUCACUGGAGGAGAGGUGCACACUGACAGAGAAGCGCAAGCUGCUGAUCCGCCAGCAUGAGGACGCCAAGGAGCUGAAGGAGAACCUGGACCGCCGCGAGCGUGUGGUUUAUGACAUCCUGGCCAGUUGUCUUCAGGAGGAGAGCCUAGCCGACUAUAAGCACUUUGUUAAGAUGAAGUCGGCCCUCAUCAUUGAGCAGCGCAAACUGGAAGACAAAAUCAAACUUGGCGAGGAGCAGCUCAAGUGUCUGUUGGACAGUUUGCCUCCAGACCAGAGGAUGCCUACCUGAGGACUGGUCCUGACCACACCACUGAGGGAUAAUCUUGCCUGACAGGGUGCCACAACAGCGCUGUGUUUUUGAGUGCUAUUAAAGUGAUUUCUGGCCAUAUUUCAAAGACUCUUUGCCAGAUAUGGACAAAUUGAACAGAUGUGGUUCUUAUUAGACUCUCUGCUAUUGCUGAGACCCUGAUGGUGCUGGGCGCUUUCAGAAUAGUCUUAAUGAGCAUUUAUGAACACAAUAUGAACACAGCUGUAUCACUUUCUGGAUGUUUUUGGACCUCUCCGAGCAGAACUCUACUUGGGCUACGUCUUCAACACUCUAUAUUGUGUGAUUUAAAAAAAUUGUACUGGAAGAAUGUCGAUUUAUCAAAGCGCUUACUGUAACUUGCUCUGACCGUGUUAAUACCUUGGUACUGUUAUUAUGGUGUUCUAUCCUCUCAUUCUUACUAGGGCAGUCCAGUCCAUAUUAAUCACAAGUAUAUCUCUCUUAUUGCUGUUUUGCUGUUUAACCACCAGUGGGCGAUCAAAGAUGAUUCUUUGAGUCUUCCUUGCCUCGACCCAUUGCGCAAACCACUUUUCUCCCUAGCGUAAACUUAGAGGACUUAAAUGUUACCAUUUACAGCUUAUAUUCAUAACAUUUCUUCUUUGUUUCACUCUUUCAGUAUCAAAUUCCAGUGAAACAUGUAUUUCAGGAGGUUACAACUUCCAAACCUGAUUUUUAUGAUGGUGCAUUAUUUCAUAUGGCAUCAUUCCCUGUAUGUGUCAUGCUGAAAAUAAUUCCAUGUUGUUUUAGUAAUUUAUUGUAGGCUUUUAAAUGUGUAAAUACAACUAGAGUAGGCUAGUAUUUUACUCUUUCACUUCAUUAUAGCCAAGUAAACUCUCCCUUUAGCCUACCUGCUUUUUUAUAGAAAUAUAUCUUCACACUCUGAAGUGUAACAUUUGAAAUUAGAGCUGCCUCAACAUAUGACUUUGUUUAAGGUAUCUGAGAGACUUUCCUGAGCAAUACAAGAUUUUCACUGAGGAUUGAAUGCUUGCCUAUAAAGUACUGGAUGCCUUUUGCUCAGCGUUCUGUCUCUGUGUAAUCCUUUGUGUUUUGUGAUACAUGGUACAUGAUAUUACUGAAUUUUUUUGCAUUAAUCUAUUAUUUUUUAAGGAAUGGCUUGAUACAUUGUGAUAGAUACUACUAGUGUUCUCCUUCCUCUGUGUAGCCAGCAUGUCGCACUUUGCCGAAUUAGGAAAAAUACUUUGACAUGAGCUGAGAGAUGGACUUGAUAGAGGGUAAAUUAUUUUAAUGACACUGCACAAAGUGGAACAUGGAAGAGACUGUGAGGUCCUACUUCUUGCAUACCCACAGGAGCACCAAGUUAUUUUCAGAUUGGCAGAAAUGUCCAAGUGUCCUCAAAAUCUUUUAAUCUGUGACUGGAAUGCAGAGGUACCAGAUAAGAAUAUCUCUGCAAAGUCCUUUUAGAGCAGUUUUUCAAGCAAAGAAAUCACAUCACUUCCAUACCAGACACAUUUAAAAUAAUGUUGAGCUUUAAAAGGAGCAGUUUAAAAGGUACAGUUUAAAGAUGCACUAUAUAAUAAUUUUAUCACGUCAUACGUCUUUAUGUAUUAACUUCACAUGCACAGGCUCAAAAAGAAGGCUCGAUGUUUCAGUCUCAAAUACAAAAUCAGCAUUAUACUGAUGAAGAUAUGACAGUAGAUCACUCACAUCCUCAGAGGAUGUCCUUUACCAAGUGUUGACUGAGUUCCCUUUAAAUAAUCUUUCAGUGCAUUUGCAAUCAUCAGAUUCAUCCCCCCGGGGAAGGGAUCCAAGCACAACUGAUGUUAGAAAAAAUGUGCUACCUCAUUUUGCAUGCAAUUACACAGUUCCACCAGAGAGGUCUCCAAAUUCCCAAACUUGAAAAGUGUACUUUUAAGUUAACACGUAUAGGAAAUAUGAAUCAUUUUCCUUCCAUACCAUGAUGCAUUUAUGAGUGAAAUCGAGUAUCAGGGAGGAUCUCCAAGUUGGUGGUGGGGUUAGUGAAAGGGGGAGGUGAAGUAUGAUAUUAUUGGUUAAUAUUGUUUUUCCCUGCCUGAUGGUGCGCAGAUGCAAUCAAAAUUAAGAAGAUGUUUUAAAGAUUAAUGUUUUGAAAGAAGAAAAGACUUUAAAAAUGAUGUAUUUUGCAUAAAAACUUCAGGUUGACUAACAUUUAGCACACAACAGGCAAACCAGUGAGAGGAAAUAACACGUUAUAUGGAAAAGUAAGGUUGCUAAUAUAUGUAAUAGAAAUGGCAGCAUGAUAGCUAGAAAGUUUGGUUUUCUAGGCCUCUCUUCAAAAACUUCAGGAGUGGGAGUGCUGAUCUACAAGCAGUUUUUCUGACUGACUGUCAUAAAUAUGAAGCAGUCUGAUCUGAGAUCAGCUGUAUAAUACCACUGCUUUGUGAAUAUCAACGCUAGUUUACAAAUGCACUAAAGUGUACUCAAGAGAACUUAUCUUAAAAACUGUGUGAUUACAGUGAGUGUUACUGUUUUUGGAUACAUGUGAUGGAACUGAAUAAUUUCUUGCCUGCCAGUCCUGCCUGGCUUUAGUGGAUAGGAUGUAUCAAUCAUUAACUGCAGGUCUACUUGUCCUUUUCCUAUCAGAUGUGAUAGCUGUGUUGUUAAACUUCAGUUUAUGUUCAGUUCAGUUCCACACUUGAUUUUAUGCAUCUACAAUUUUUGUGGAUUCUUCAGAGCUCAUACUUUCUGAGUGGAAGGAUGGACAGAAACACCUAUGGAUUUUUUCAGAUCUGAAGCAAGAGUGGAGCUUGAUUGUCUCCUCUCAAAUAUGAAAGCUUGACGGAAGCUGUAUGACUGCACGGCAGCCAUGUACCA